AUGAACUUAUACCCGGCUAAGUGGUUGAAGUUAUCCAAAUGUAGCAAUAAUCUUCGGUCAGAAACAAGAGACAAGAGACAAGUGAGAAAUCUGGGAAAGCAAAACAUCCACCGGGCAGGACAAUUUCGUCUUUUUAACUCCACUACAGCGGUUAGGCUGUUAUUGGAAUGUCGGUUGGUUCGGCGGAACAAAGUAAAUGGUGAGGGUUUAACUUUCCUUGACAUCUUAAGAAACCAAGAACAGAGAGAUCAGGAGGCAGGUGGAGGCUUAAGAAGCCAGGGACCAGGAGAGGAGGACCAGGAUUUGGAACAAGUUGUUGUAAACACCGGGUGUAAAAAGGCGGCUUCGGUGCCAAGAGCCAAGGCAAGGUUUGAGACUUUUAAAUCGCCACACACUUUCGGGACUUUCUGCUCCACGUUCAUGAAACGCGAAAGGUCUAACGUAUCAGAUGAAGCUCGUGGAGUGUUCCUGAUUAUAUGCACUUUGAUAAUAACAGCAACUUAUCAGACUGCACUCCAGCCUCCAGGAGGCGUACACCAAUCUGAGGAUUCGAAUGCGGGUUCCGUGGUGAUGAAACAGACAUUCUUCAUCCUUCUUUGGAUUUCUAACACGGUCGGAUUCUGCUGCGCUAUACUCUACACGUUUUGUCUCAUGCCGCUUGGUAGUAGGCUGGCAUGUUGGUUCUUUUGGAUUGGGGGAUCUCUGUGCAUUUCUUAUGCUCUAGCCAUGGCAGUUAUCUCACCGCAUCCUUUAGUGUUUCUCUCCACCACCUUCGCUUUCUUCCUGCUCUUUGCUCUCUAUCUCGUGUCUGAAAUUUUCUUUGAGAAUUGGAGGAAUCAUCUGACUGUGGGUCUUGUGCCCCGAUUGAGCUGGUUUAGGAAGGUUUGA
Molecule: messenger RNA, 888 nt
Organism: Eruca vesicaria subsp. sativa (arugula)
Lineage: Eukaryota; Viridiplantae; Streptophyta; Magnoliopsida; Brassicales; Brassicaceae
Source: the annotation of a GenBank genome assembly